CUUGCGUCCAUGUAUGGACCAUUCUGAUAGUGAUACCAAACAGUAGAGUGUUUUUGUGUAGAAAAUUAUCAACGAAUUGUAAUGAUGUCAUGCGCGGAGUGUCUCUCGCUGGGUCCGCCGCCGGACUCGAUAGUGCACAUGCCGCCGCCGCCGCUGCCGUCGUUCCUGGUGGAGCUGGCCCCCUGUCGCGCGCCGUGCCCGCAGGAGGACGUGUUCCCGGGUGUCGAGUAUCAUGAGCUGCCGCGACAUGAACCGGCGGCGACGGACGACACGUGGUUUCUGGUGCUGAUCACGUGCUGCGUGGCCGUGCUGUGCAUCGCCGCGCUGCUCGCGCUCUUUCUGCUCAAGUGCCGAGAAGCGCGCGGCGGCUGCAAGAGCGCCACGGGCAAGGCUGGUGGCUCCAACGCUCUGUACGGCAGCGCGGCCCUCGACUCCCGCGUUCUAUGGGCAGCAUUGACCCCUCGCGGCACGCGCCACUUCGUCGCCGACACUUACCCGCACGACGAGACCGACGACCACCACUACGAGUGCGUCGAGCCGCCGCUGUACAAGCUCGCGCCGCCCGACGACAUCACUCGACACUUCGUCGAGUACGAGGAUCCCGCGCCCCUCAUAGAAAGCUAUUCCGACCGCACCGAGGACUAUUUCCGGAACCUCGAGACGCUUCGCCGCGGGAACCGACCGCUCGUCUCGUCUCCGACGAGGAUCGAACGACCGAAUCUACCGCCGCUGAAUCUCCAGCCGCGCACGCUUCGUCGGACGCAGCACUCUCGUCGGAUCAGUGAUGCGAACAACGCGGAGAAGGCGGCCAUCUGAACCGAGGGCGGCGCGGUGUUCUCCGUCGCCGACACUGCCGACGUCGACUGGAGCGACACAGUCGACAGACUCGUCUGAGGAGUGAGGACCAUGCGCAAUACCCCGUACAAAUUUUAAUUCAGCCUCAACGUUCGCACUCAAGACACUGCCGCGAAUCGAACAUUAUAUAACUGUAAUUAAUUUAAAAUUUUGACAUGAGCCUCAUACAUUAUCUGUCUCU
Messenger RNA from Aricia agestis (brown argus), 1036 nucleotides. RefSeq lists its product as uncharacterized. Bases 82 to 816 code for a protein of 244 amino acids. Lineage: Eukaryota; Metazoa; Arthropoda; Insecta; Lepidoptera; Lycaenidae. The record is from RefSeq and is a predicted model, not a curated record. The transcript has 4 exons.